Messenger RNA from Oryza brachyantha (malo sina), 2030 nucleotides. RefSeq lists its product as uncharacterized. The transcript has a single exon. Gene Ontology annotation, molecular function: protein binding. NCBI's taxonomy places the organism in Eukaryota, Viridiplantae, Streptophyta, Magnoliopsida, Poales, Poaceae. The record is from RefSeq and is a predicted model, not a curated record. The coding region runs from base 1 to 1446 and encodes 481 amino acids.
AUGGCGACGGACAGGUGGUGCCGCCGGCGAGGUCGCCGCAGCGACAAGCAAAAUUGCAGGGCGCCGAGGAGGAAGGCGGCCCCGGGCCCGGCCGCGACGACCACCACCGUGGACGACGUCCCCGACCACCUCCUCGAGGACAUCCUCCUCCGGCUCGGCCCCUCCUCCGCCUGCCUCGUCCGCGCGGCGUACGCGUGCAGGCGCUGGCACCGCGUCGUCACCGGCGAGGGGUUCCUCGACGCCUUCCGUGACCGCCACGGCGAGCGCCACCACGUCGCGGGGCACUACCACACCGUCGAGGCGCACCACGAUUCGGCGUCGGCGGUGCUGCCCGGUGGCGGGACCUCCGUGUUCGUGCCAUCCCCGUCUCUCGCCGGCGUCGACGGCGGCCGCUUCUCUCUCGAUUUCCUCCCGGAGAACGACGACGGCGGCGACUCCCGCUGGGAGAUCGCCGACUCCCGCGGCGGUCUGCUCCUCCUCACCAAGAAGAAGAGACCAUACGCCUACCAUGCAGUAGACGACCUUCGCUUCUCGUUCUCGGACCUCAUCGUCUGCGAGCCCCUGACGCGGCGCUACCAGGGCAUCCUCUGUCCGGCCGACCUCCGUGGAUAUUCAUGCCUCGGCGUCUUCCUGCUCGACGGCGACGAAACCGGCGGUGGUGGCAUCAGCAUGUCCAACUUCAGGGUCAUCUGCGGACUGUACGAUCGGCACAGGUGGUACGAUAAUGUCAACUUUGGAGCGCCAUUGGUCUGCGUGUUCUCCUCGGGGAGCGACGGCGGCGGCUGGCGCCUACCGAAGAGCGCGGUCGCCGACGACAUCCAACUACCAGUAAGGUUCGGCGACUUGUCCUUGAGCUUUGUCGGCCGUGCCAAUGGCUAUCUCUACUGGGGAAUCGACCACGGCGACGGCGCCGUGCUCGUCCUCGACGAGUGCACCACGGAAUUCUCUUUCCUGACGUUCCCGGAGAGCAUCAUGGAGUCCUACCACCACCGGACCUUCCGGAUCAUCGCCGGCGCCGACGGCGCGACGCGUGUCGUCCGCGUCAUAGCCAACGAGCUCAAGGUCUUCAGGCAGCUCGCGGGCAGCAGUAGCCGCGGCGGCGGUCACGACGAGUCAUGGGUGCUCGAGAAGCUGGUGCGGUUGCCGGAGGCGACUCGGGGCCUGCGGGGGCACAAGGAGAGGUACUUCCAGCAGAACGGCGCCAUGAUCGUCGGGCAGAACGGCGCCAUGAUCGUCGCGGCGAACACCGCGUACGUGCUCCUGACGCCGGCGGUGAAAAAGUGGCUCUUCUCCGUCGAGCUGGAGACGAUGCGGGCGGAGCGGCGGCACGAGCGGAACAAGUACGCUGGCGCGGCUUACCCGUACGAGUUGCCAUUGCUGCGGGCUUUGCAAGCUGCAGAUGCUGCUACCGAUGAUCGCAUCACCGGCAGGAGGCGACGCCGGUGAGAAUCGAGUGAGAGGAAACGCUUUGUGGAUGAAAUCUCUUACAGUUUCUCAUCUUGUUUAUCCCUGUGAUUGAUACUGGCACGAGACUCGAUUCUCCUGUCCCAGGCAAGAUUCCGAGGGGCCGUUUGUUUGGAGGGAUUUAUCUAUAAGUCCCUUCACUUUAGUUUUUUUUAGCCCUUAAAAUAUCAAAUAGGAAAGAUUAAAAAAGACUAAAACUAUCUAGGUUCAUAAGUUCUUAGGAGAAGUGCUAAAAGAGACUAAAUGCCUAUAGUACACCUACUCUACUACUCUAGAUCUAUAGUUAUGUGUGUAGCGUGUACUAUUGAGAAGGUCAUUUAAUGAGAUUUUACUUCUUUUUAGUCUCUCCAAAUAAACAAGGUAGGACUAAAAGAGACUUAUGUUUUAGUCCUAAGACUUAUAGAAACAAACAGUCCUAAAUAGUGGGCUAAGAUAUUUAGUGGUUCUCUCUCAGACAACUAAAGACAUGCUAUAGCGGGCUAUAGCGAUAGCCAAGUAAUUUAGCUGUUUUGUAAAAAUACAAAGAAAAAUUGAAAAAUAUGACAGAAAUACAAAGAAAAAUUGAA